Messenger RNA from Rhinichthys klamathensis goyatoka, 769 nucleotides. RefSeq names its product CD209 antigen-like protein C. Lineage: Eukaryota; Metazoa; Chordata; Actinopteri; Cypriniformes; Leuciscidae. The record is from RefSeq and is a predicted model, not a curated record. The transcript has 6 exons. The coding region runs from base 35 to 769 and encodes 244 amino acids.
UGUACUGUAAGACUUUUGUAAGAAACUGCAAAUAAUGGAAUUAGACAUCUAUUAUGUCAAUUUUGAAAAAAGAGAUGCUGUGGAUACAACUGGACCUCAAACACCAAAUCACCACCAGAAUGAAAGAAAAGCUCAAAAGUGCAGAGGAAGCAGGUGUUUGGUGUUGAUGACAGUGUGUCUCGGGAUCAUGUGUGUUCUUCUGCUGGUCUUCAUCACACUGUACAUCACCAUCACAGCAGAGAGAGACCUUUACAAGAACACAGUUGAAGAGUUCAUUCACACUAUCAACAGCUUACAGGACAAGGACACUGAUCUAUUGACUGAAAAAGACCAACUGAAGAACAACUUCAACUCUUUGAGUCAGAAGAAACUGGAGUUAGAGACUGAACUAAAUAAGUUAUCUACACAAGAAAAGGACAGGUUUUUCAUAUCCAGUGAGGAGAAGAGCUGGUCUGAGUGCAGGCAGUUCUGCAGAGAUCGAGGAGCUGAUCUGAUCAUUAUCAACACUGAAGAGAAGCAGAGGUUCAUAACUGCAUUAGUCAAGGAGGAUAUGUUUUUUGGUGCGUGGAUUGGUUUGUCUGAUUCUGAGACUGAGGGGAUCAUGAAAUGGGUGGAUAAUUCACCACUGAAACAAGGGUUUUUUGAUAGCGGUGAGCCAAAUAACCUUGGAGAUGAGGACUGUACUGAAGUGGAUCCUGGAAGAGGCCCUGUGAACAACUGGAAUGAUGCGCCGUGCUUUAUGGGGAAGAAAUGUAUUUGUGAGAAAUAA